Molecule: messenger RNA, 1849 nt
Organism: Perognathus longimembris pacificus (Pacific pocket mouse)
Lineage: Eukaryota; Metazoa; Chordata; Mammalia; Rodentia; Heteromyidae
Gene: Lpcat4
Product: lysophosphatidylcholine acyltransferase 4
Exons: 14
Coding region: 88-1662 (524 amino acids)
Biological process (GO): phosphatidylcholine acyl-chain remodeling
Cellular component (GO): endoplasmic reticulum
Molecular function (GO): 1-acylglycerophosphocholine O-acyltransferase activity
Source: RefSeq, a predicted model, not a curated record
CGCCGCUGCAGGAGCCGCCGUGGUGGUGCCGAGCGGGGCCCGGAGCCGGGCCGGCGGGGGCCGGGGCUCCCUGCACCUCCUCCCGCCAUGCGCCAGGGAAGUCCGGGGAGUCGGGUCCCCCUCGAGCCCGACCCCGGGCCCCCGGCGCCCCCCAACCCCUUCGUGCACGAGCUGCGCCUCUCCCGCCUCCAGAGAGUGAAGUUCUGCUUCCUGGGGGUGCUGCUGGCCCCCGUCCGCGUGCUGCUGGCCUUCAUCGUCCUCUUUCUCCUCUGGCCUUUUGCAUGGCUGCAAGUAGCAGGUCUGACCGAAGAGCAGCUUCAGGAGCCAAUUACAGGAUGGAGGAAGACAGUGUGUCACAACGGUGUGCUGGGCCUGAGCCGCCUGCUCUUCUUCCUGCUGGGCUUCCUUCGGAUUCGAGUUCGAGGCCAGAGGGCCACUCGCCUUCAAGCCCCUGUCCUGGUGGCUGCUCCACACUCCACUUUCUUUGACCCCAUUGUUCUUCUGCCCUGUGACCUGCCCAAGGUGGUGUCACGAGCAGAGAACCUGUCGGUGCCUGUCAUUGGAGCCCUUCUUCGAUUCAACCAAGCCAUCCUUGUGUCGAGGCAUGACCCAGCCUCUCGUCGCCGCGUGGUGGAGGAGGUCCGGAGGCGGGCCACCUCGGGAGGCAAGUGGCCUCAGGUUCUUUUCUUUCCUGAAGGUACCUGUUCCAACAAGAAGGCUUUGCUUAAAUUCAAGCCAGGGGCCUUCAUUGCAGGGGUACCUGUGCAGCCUGUCCUCAUCCGUUACCCCAACAGUCUGGAUACCACCAGCUGGGCAUGGAGAGGCCCUGGAGUACUCAAAGUCCUCUGGCUCACGGCGGCCCAGCCCUGCAGCAUCGUGGAUGUGGAGUUCCUCCCUGUGUACCAGCCCAGCCCUGAGGAGAGCAGAGAUCCCACCCUGUAUGCCAACAAUGUCCAGAAGGUCAUGGCACAGGCUCUGGGCAUUCCAGCCACUGAAUGUGAGUUUGUAGGGAGCUUGCCUGUGGUUGUGGUAGGCCGACUGAAGGUAGCAUUGGAGCCACAGCUCUGGGAACUGGGCAAGGUGCUUCGGAAGGCUGGGCUGUCCCCUGGCCAUGUGGACACCGAGGCAGAGCCAGGCAGGAGUCGGAUGAUCAGCCAGGGGGAGUUUGCCAGGCAGCUUCAGCUCUCGGACCCUCAGACGGUGGCUGGUGCCUUCAGCUACUUCCAGCAGGAUGCCCAGGGUUUGGUGGACUUCCGCAACGUUGCUUUGGCACUAGCGGCUCUGGAUGGGAGCAGGAGUCUGGAGGAGCUGAUUCGUCUAGCUUUUGAGCUUUUUGCUGAAGAGCAGGCAGAGGGAUCUGGUCGCCUGUUGUAUAAAGAUGGUUUCAGCACUAUCCUGCACCUGCUGUUAGGCUCACCCCGCCCUGCUGCCUCCACUCUGCAUGCCGAGCUGUGCCAGCCAGGACCCAGCCAGGGCCUCUCCCUCUAUCAGUUCCAGAAAUUCUCCCUUCAUGACCCUCUCUACGGGAAGCUCUUCAGCACCUACCUGCGCCCCCCAUGCACUCUCCGAAGCAUCUCCCAGAUUCCAAAUGCCUCACCCCCAGGCAGCCCCACUGCCCUGGCCAACGGGACUGUGCAAGCACCCAAGCCCAAGGGCGAGUGAGUGCCUGGGCCUCCCCCACGCCUCUCCACGAGUGCCCCUGCUGCCCACCCCUUCCACCUCGGCUCACCUCCAGCCCCGCACUCAGGACAGCGCCGGGGGCCUAACCCUAUGCUGUAAUCCCAUCUCUGCUCUGGUUUGUUUUUUGUUAUCAAUGUUUGUUAUUUUAAGUUGAUUUUAAUUUUUUGUA